CCUUCAUAACUUCCCUUUGUAUUGUCAGCUCAAAGAAAGUGGCUAAGAACGUCUUCCUGAGUCUCCAACAGGAAGAUUUCAAGGGGAUCCCUUCUGAGAGGUUUUCCUUCCAUUUCGGAAUCCUUCUUACUGGAUUAAGAAAAGAUGGCAGGUGUGAGCUCAUGUAUGAAAUACUCCAUGUUCAUCUUCAACUUUUUAUUUUGGAUAUGUGGUUGUAUUAUUCUGGCAGUUUCUAUAUGGAUACGUGUCAGCAAAGAUGUUCAAGCGGAACUCCAAAUGGACCCCAGACUGUUUUCUGCUGUUAAUCUCCUCAUUGCUGUGGGCUCUGUCAUCAUGGUGCUUGGUUUUCUAGGUUGCUGUGGUGCUAUGAAGGAGAGCCAGUGCAUGCUCCUCCUGUUUUUCAUUGGACUACUGACAAUUCUGCUUCUUCAAAUUGUAGCAGGCAUUUUGGGAGGAAUAUAUAAAUCUCAGAUUGAAAGCAGCCUAAACCAGACUCUCCAGAAGGAAAUUUCCUUAUUGCAAAGUGAUGAUCAGGUUUUCAUGGAAAAAUUUCACAAAUUUGAGAUAAAGGCAAAUUAA
This is a messenger RNA of Candoia aspera, 579 nucleotides long. RefSeq names its product tetraspanin 8 (gene TSPAN8). Bases 145 to 579 code for a protein of 144 amino acids. Gene Ontology annotation, cellular component: plasma membrane. The record is from RefSeq and is a predicted model, not a curated record. Lineage: Eukaryota; Metazoa; Chordata; Lepidosauria; Squamata; Candoiidae. The transcript has 5 exons.